This is a messenger RNA of Oryzias melastigma (Indian medaka), 5076 nucleotides long. It is a transcript of the gene gucy2ca, whose product is annotated as guanylate cyclase 2C. The transcript has 27 exons. Lineage: Eukaryota; Metazoa; Chordata; Actinopteri; Beloniformes; Adrianichthyidae. Gene Ontology annotation, molecular function: peptide receptor activity; guanylate cyclase activity; ATP binding. Bases 659 to 3904 code for a protein of 1081 amino acids. The record is from RefSeq and is a predicted model, not a curated record. Gene Ontology annotation, biological process: cGMP biosynthetic process; protein phosphorylation; intracellular signal transduction.
GUGGUUUUUAAAAAUAGUCUUCCCGGAGUGUGAGGAAGCGGGACUUGAGUGCAUUGUGGAUUUUUUCUGUGCAACAGAUGGAUGUUAUGACUAGAAUCAACAUUUAACGGAAAGACACUGAGAUUUGCUUACAGAGAUCAUUGGAGGACUAAACCUUCGUGUUACCCGGACUAUAAUGUACCAAAGACUGACGAUCUCAGUGAGUACUUAGAGCCAGGUGUCAGUCCAGAUGGCAUGUGAGAGUUUGUUCUGCUCUCUGGUUCCUCUGUCGUGCAGACCGCCACCUGUCAGUUGUUCAUUAACGUAUUAAAGACAGGUAGAGCAGCCGUUUUGAUUGUAGAGGAAUAUUGAUCUCAGGUUCCAGCUGAAGGGACACGAGGACUUCACGUCUUCUUUCAGUGUUUGGGGUUGAGAUUUACCACAAGCCCGUUUUGUUCUCUUAUCUGGAUGUUAGAUAGUAAAUCAAAAGACAGCGUGACUUCUGCUUAGUCACUGAGAAGCGCACCUUACUUCUGUUUUUGGACUUUUGCUGUCAAUGGAAAAGAUCGGCUCUCGUGGCCAAACUUGAAGAAAAAAGUUUAAAUCAGGACUUAGCUGCUGUGACCAUGUAGUUUGGAGAGGACGCUCAAAUCUCAAAGGACGGUCCAGCGUUUCAAUAAUGUACGGCUUACAGAGUUUUCUCUGCCUGGGAGUGUUGAUGACGCUGGUCUCCAACGACAUGCUGGAUGAGUGUCUGGAAUCAAACCCACGGUUCACCAUGAACGUGGUGCUGCUGGAGGACAACACUUACGAAUGGAGUCGACCGUUUGUUCAGGAGGCUGUGGAAGGAGCCAUUGAAAAGGAUGCAGAAGAGAACAGAAAAGCUGGCUUGAACUUCACUUUGACAGCUAACUACAACUGGUUCAACACCAACUUGUACAACCGUCAGGGCUGUGGGAGCAGCACCUGUGAGGGAGUGGCCAUUCUCAAAAGGCUGCAUAACACCGGAGAAGUUGGCUGUGUCAUGUUGGGCCCUUCCUGCACCUUUGCCACCUUCCAGUUAGUAGAUGAGGAAAUUGGCUUAAGUCUGAGCAUACCUGUCAUCUCUGCUGGGAGCUUUGGCCUCUCGUGCGACUACAAACCCAAACUGACCCGGAUUCUGCCUCCAGCACGGAAAGUUUCAGACUCGCUGGUGUAUUUUUUAAAUGAAAAAAAUAUCUUUAAACCUGCAUGGGAGAAGGUUUAUGUCUAUAAGAAGUCUCACAAUGUGACUGAGGACUGCUUCUGGUACAAUAACGCCCUGGAGGCCGCGUCUGCCCACUUUGCAACAAACAAGAAAAGGGAGAUGCUGCGCGGGGAGGAAGAUCUGAGGAAGGCCCUGACUUCUAAGUACAGAUUUAGCAACAUAUUUAUUCUAUGUGGGGGUGUUGAUGACAUCGUCUCAAUAAAGACGCUGGCAAAGCAGUUCCAUGAAGACACCAUUUUCAUUCUCAUCGACCUUUAUAAUCCUGAGUAUUACAUCAACACAACGUCUUUAUCAGCCAUGCGAGACGUCCUGGUGGUCACUCUGCCACCGAGGAACUACGUUAACGAGUCAAACUCAACAUUUAACAACACGAUAAAUGAUUAUGUGGCCGGGUAUCAUGAUGGAGCUUUGCUAUUCGGUGAAGUGCUCAGGAGGAGAAUGCUCAGUCAGCGGCUCAAGACUACAGGACAAGUGCCUCUGAGCGACACUCCAUUUGGAAACGUUUCCUUCGAAGGAAUGGCAGGAAGCUAUGUGCUCGAUGAGUACGGUGACAGAGAUGUUAACUUCUCCUUCAUCUACACAUCUGCUCAGAAUGACAAGUAUGAAACUCUUUCAGUGUUUGAUACAUCUCAAAAUAUUACCAUAAUGUGGCAUGACAGCCCCGCCUUGCCGUGGAAAGACGGUCAACUGCCUGGAGACGAACCAGAAAAUACAGAAGACUUAAGCACUCAAGAUAUCAUUGUGAUCGUCUUGGGUGUCAGCGUUGUGGUGGUGACAGCCAUUGCUCUCAUUUUCUACAGACAGAACAGAAAAGAGCGCCUGAUGCAGAUGAAGUGGUCCCACAUUGAGCCGCACCUGAUUGGUCCUCUGGAUGAGAAGGAGGUCUCCCUGAAGAUUGAUGAAGAUAAGCGGAAGGACAGUACAUUCUUCUCUCAUCGUGGUCGCUACGACAAGAAGCCUGUUAUAUUGAAAGAGCUGAGACACCCAGAUGGAGAUUUUACUGAGGAGCAAAAGAUUGAACUUAACACUCUGCUGCGCAUCGACUAUUACAACCUCACAAAGUUUUAUGGGACUGUGAAGUUUGAGUACGGCGUGUUUGGCGUGUUUGAGCUAUGUCAGAGGGGCUCUCUCAGGUAUAUUCUUAACGACAGGAUAUCCUACCCAGAUGAAACCUUCAUGGACAUGGAGUUCAAGAUCUCAGUCAUGUAUGAUAUCGCUAAGGGGAUGUCAUACCUCCACACUAGCAACAUCCCAGUCCACGGACGCCUCAAAUCAACCAACUGUGUGGUUGAUAACCGCAUGGUGGUCAAAAUCACAGACUUUGGUUGCCACACGAUCUUGAAGCCGCUCAAAGAUCUGUGGACCGCCCCAGAACAUCUUCGUAAAGAUGGAGUCUCCCAGAAAGGCGACGUUUACAGCUACGCCAUCAUCGCCCACGAGAUAGUUACGAGGAAAACCCCGUUCUAUACACAGUACUGCUCCGAUUCAGCAGAGAAAAUGUACAGAGUUCAAUAUCCCAGAAACAACAACUUCUUCAGACCAGAACUUAACUUUGAAGGAGCAUCAGACAGAGAAAUUGAGCUGUACAUGCUGAUAAAGAACUGCUGGGAUGAGGAUCCUGAACGGAGGCCAGAUUUUAAGAAAAUAGAACUAACUCUGGGAAAGAUUUUCAGUAAUCUGCACAACCAAGCCACUGAGACAUACAUGGACAACCUGAUCCGUCGUCUGCAGAUGUACUCCAGGACUCUGGAGAAUCUGGUGGAGGAGAGAACUGCUCUGUACAAAGCUGAGAGGGACAGAGCCGACCGCCUCAACUUCAUGCUGCUCCCCGGUCCUGUGGUGCGCUCCCUGAAGGAGACCGGUCGGGUGGAGCCAGAACUCUUUGAAGAGGUGACCAUUUACUUCAGUGACAUCGUGGGAUUCACCACCCUCUGCCACUAUAGCACUCCCAUGGAGGUUGUGGACAUGCUCAACAACAUCUACAAGAACUUUGACAGCAUCUUGGACCACCAUGACGUCUACAAGGUUGAGACAAUAGGAGAUGCAUACAUGGUUGCAUCCGGUUUACCCAACCGGAAUGGGGACCGGCAUGCAGUGGACAUUGCCCACAUGGCUCUGGACAUCCUGUCAUUCGUGGGAACUUUUGAGUUGCAGCACCUGCCUGGGAUUCCUCUGUGGAUCCGUAUUGGAGUGCAUUCAGGCCCCUGUGCAGCAGGAGUGGUGGGAAACAAGAUGCCUCGGUACUGUCUCUUUGGGGACACGGUCAACACGGCGUCACGCAUGGAGUCUACUGGCCUGCCUUUGAGAAUCCAUGUGAGCCAAUCAACCAUCAAAAUCCUGCAGAGGACAGCCUGCAAGUUUGAGUUUGAGCAGAGAGGAGAGACCUAUCUGAAGGGUAAAGGUAAAGAGAUGACGUACUGGUUAACAGGAGUGACGGGGGGCAACUACAACCUGCCUGCACCACCAACAGCGGAAAACUUCCAGCGGCUCCAGCAGGACCUGGCAGACAUGAUCAUUUCCAGUCUGGAGAAGCGUGAAGGCGGGAAGGAGACCAUUGAAAAGAGGAAGACCUUGUCCACCAGAAUCCGCUGGAGGGACAGAAACAACAGCCUUCAGAAGGAAAGUCCGCCCGAGUACUUCCACCUGGCUGUCACAGAGGAUCCCAGCACUUACCUGUGAUUCCAGCUUUCAGUGGAUUAUACUGACAGAGAAGACUGUAAUGAGCCAGAUCAGGUAUCUGUGCGUUCUCUUUCUCUGAUUCAGGACAAUAAUGACAGAGAAAAAUAAGCUUUACACAGAUGUUCCUGUUCCAGGUCACAAUCAUUUUCCUAACACUCAAACCACCUGCAGUAAAACGCUUCUCUACACCAAUUUGUUACAUGAAUCUUAAAAUUCGUUCCACUUACACGCCAGACCUGCUCACACAACGGACAAAAUAAUGCAUGUUAAAUAAUUUUCCUUGUUUUAUAGGAUUGUAUUUAAUUGUAGCAUAACAACUUCACUGUUUAUGGAGUAUAGCUUUUUUUAUUUUCACAAUGCAACUCUUUUAGUAAAGUCUUUAUUUAAUUAAUGGCUGCUUAAGAGAGACUUUAAAGCUUCAACAUUGGUUUUUUUUUAAAGAUAAACAUCAAUUUGGAUCAUUUUACGUGUUAUAGAGAAGAUGCUUCACCUUUAUUUUUAAAUCAUAAUCUUAUCUGCUGUAACACUGACAAAUGUUUAACUCCUCGAUGUCUAUUCAUGUAAAUAUGUAUUCAACCACUUCAGCUACAAAAUUACUUUAAUUUAGCAUCCACUUAAAAGCAAAAACACACAUUUUCAUAGCUGGAAAUUAAUCCAGGUGUCAAGAGGUAAUAGAAGAGGAAAGAUUUGAUGGUGUGAGCUCCAAAUAAACCCAAACAAUGACGGAAAAUAUGUUUAUUUUGGAAAGGACGUUUGUGUUAAAUGUGUGUAUGAACAUUUUUGGAAUUAAAUAUAUAAAUAUAUUAAAACAGUACUAUGUAAAUAAACCUUUGCUGCUGUAAGGACAGCAGAGCUACAGAUGUAUAUGUUCACCUAUUUUAGACUUAUUGUACAGAUGUUUGUCAAAUAAAGUUAACUACACAGUGGAUUGAUUAUUUAUCAAACUGAUUACAUGAAGAUGAUCAAUACUUUCUUUUUUCUUUUAUUUCCAGAGAUUUAGGAUUUGUUUCUGCCAUCUCUUUAAUUUUAGUGUAAAUCUUUAUAACACAAGUUUUAAUUUGUUUUAAGAGUUUCUGGAAUAUGAGUGUGAUUAUUUUUUAUAUACUGAAUAAUGUUUAAAAUAUGGCACAAGUGUGAGGAUUCUUAUAGUUUUUAAUAUCACUUUUGAAAAA